UAAAGAAAUUAUCUACGAGAUAAAAUUAUAUGAAAAAGUUAUCUUUGACGAUAUGAUGAUAAAAUUUUAUGGAAUAACUAAAACCGAUUUAGAUAAAGAAUAUUUUUUGGUAAAGGAAUAUGCAGACGGAGGUACACUUCGUAAUUAUUUGAAAGAGAAUUUUAACUUGUUAGACUGGGGGAAUAAAUACGAAUUAGCCCUUCAAUUGUCAAGUGCAAUAAAGUUGUUACAUGAAAACGGUAUAGUACAUAAAGAUUUGCAUUCAAAUAAUAUUCUUAUUCAUCAAAAUUUAAUUAAAUUUGCGGAUUUUGGAUUAAGCAGACUUAUUAAGGAUGAUAGUCAUAUUCCAUUAAAUUCAUUUGAAACAAUCCCUUAUAUUGGUCCAGAAUUAUUUGGUAUUACAGAAGAAAAUUUUGAAGGCAUAAAUUCAUCAGGAGAGGAUAAGCUGUUAGAAAGGCUAAAAAGAUGUGAUAUUUAUAGUAUUGGGGUAUUAUUAUGGGAAUUGUCUAGCGGAUUAAAACCUUUCGCCGAUACAAAAUAUGAUUCAUUUUUGGCCGAGAAAAUUGCUCAAGGAUUAAGAGAAGAAAUAGUAGAGGGGACACCUAAAGCAUAUUCUGAUCUUUAUUCAAGAUGUUGGGAUUAUGACAUAGACAAAAGGCCAACCAUUAAAGAGGUUGUUUUAACUUUAAAAUCAAUGAUGUCACAACAAAUAAUUCAAAAAUUUAAGUUGAAUCAUGGAUUGUUCUUGAAUGGGCAUAAAAUAGAACCCAGUAAGCAAGCUGUACUUGCUGGAGAUGGAGAAUUGAAUAUAAGUUUAUAUAAAGGACAACCUCUAGUGUAUACUUCUGUAAACGAUAGCAAUUCUCGCGAAAAUUUAUUGAGGUUUAAUUGCGAAGAUAAUGAAGUUGAACUCGACGAAUCUCUACAACCAUCUGAUAUAUGUAUUAAUUUUCCUGUUGCCGAAAUUACUUAUAUUGCUGAUUUAUUAGAAUCUUUUUCAAACUUUGAUGUUAAUGAUAAUGUAGGAAAAUCGUGUGAAACAUAUGGACAUCUAUAUGCACGUAAAGUUUUAGUUGGUGGAAAAUUAUUUAUUGAUGAUUUUAACUCGGCCACUUCAGACCAAAUUGACAUGUUUAAAUCUCUCAUAACUUGGGCGUAUGAUUCAUCUAAGUAUGAUAAAAAAAUUCCAUUUGAUAAUAUAUCCUUCCCGGAUUUUUUUCCAAAUAUAAGGACAUCAGAUAAAGAAAAUUUAAAUACUCUCGACAAAUUAACUAAUUGGAUGGAUAACUUAUAUCAAAAGAAUAUGACUGUUAUAAUUUCUUAUAAUGAUCUUAUUCCUAUUUCUGAAUUAAGAUCCAGUACUACAUCGCAAUCAUCAAUAGACGAAAAACAACCCGAAAUUGCUAAUUUUAAAGGGAGAUAUAGUUUAAAAGAGUGGGUUCGUGAUUCAAUAUACGUAAAUUUAACGAAAUGGAUCAAAGAAUUUCGUCUGCUUCAAGGUUUAAUAGUCAAUAAAUAU
This is a messenger RNA of Rhizophagus irregularis DAOM 181602=DAOM 197198, 1519 nucleotides long. NCBI's taxonomy places the organism in Eukaryota, Fungi, Glomeromycota, Glomeromycetes, Glomerales, Glomeraceae. The record is from RefSeq and is a predicted model, not a curated record.